Molecule: messenger RNA, 672 nt
Organism: Aspergillus campestris IBT 28561
Lineage: Eukaryota; Fungi; Ascomycota; Eurotiomycetes; Eurotiales; Aspergillaceae
Exons: 1
Coding region: 136-504 (122 amino acids)
Source: RefSeq, a predicted model, not a curated record
UUGACCGGUGGGAAUGUCGAAUCGAUAGAGACAAAGGGCGGCAUUAAUCUCGACCAGCUGUGACACCAGCCAAAGCAAGCAUGACACCACCAAACCAAUGGACAAAAAUUCUAGUCAAAUCCACCUUUUCACCUGAUGGAAGACAGACGAAAGGGAGAGGGGCGACAAGAGAGGAAAAGAAAAAUAGAGGGAACAGGAAAAAAAGAAAACGGGAGAGAACCAGGGAAUCCGACCUGGUAUCAAGACGGGAAGAUAAAAAGAGAACCCGGUAGAGAUGAGGUUCAAGAAAAGGAUCAACUUGGUAGAGAAGAAGAGAAACCAGACGGAAGAAAGAAAGAGAAGAGAGAAAAAAAAAACAAGUGCCUGAAUGAAAAGCGAACGUUUCACAAGCACUUCUCAGGCAGGAAGAAAAAAGAGAAGAAGAAAAUGAAGGACAGUGUUGAGAAGGAUAGAGAAAAGAGGAAAGAAGAGGGAAGAGGGAAAGGGGAUGAGGGUUGUAUUUGAAUUCAACGAUGGAAACGACAAAAUCAAGUCAAAUAGAAUCAAACCAAAGAAAGAGAAGAAGAUGAAGUCUUUCGAUCGCAAUUCCAGCGUCAACGAUCGAUAAGCCCGGAAGGUUGAAUGGGCUGGGAACUAUCGCCCGUAUUUUUCAUUACAGCCAUGUGACCAAAC